This is a messenger RNA of Eufriesea mexicana, 1740 nucleotides long. Its product is annotated as sensory neuron membrane protein 1-like. The record is from RefSeq and is a predicted model, not a curated record. Gene Ontology annotation, molecular function: scavenger receptor activity. The transcript has 9 exons. Gene Ontology annotation, cellular component: membrane; cytoplasm. Lineage: Eukaryota; Metazoa; Arthropoda; Insecta; Hymenoptera; Apidae. The coding region runs from base 1 to 1740 and encodes 579 amino acids.
AUGCGCUUCGAGCGCGUCGCUCACACUUUAAUGGUUCGUCUCGUUCGUCGCAGCGUCAACGUAACCCUAUACUCGUCGCUUUUGGGUCUUUUUUCGUUUCUAACGACCGGACGAAAACUUCAUAAAACGCUGCAUGCUUCCAGAGUUUGCAAGUGUGUUACUAUGAAGCCGAAGAAAUUGGGAAUCAUCGGUGGCUCGUUGUUUGCGUUUGGAGUUUUGAUCUGUGCAAUCAUUUUUCCGCCAUUUUUGAGGUCUCAAAUUAAGAAGCAAAUAGCGUUGAAAGCUAACUCGGAAAUGCGGGACUUAUGGUCGGACUUCCCUCUUCCACUGGACUUCAAAAUUUAUCUGUUCAACGUAACGAAUCAUAUGGAGAUCAUGGGAGGCGCGACGCCGAUUGUCCAGGAAGUAGGGCCAUUUUUUUAUGAUGAAUACAAGCAGAAGGUGGAUAUGGUCGAUCGAGAAGAAGACGACACCUUGGAGUACAGUCUAAAAUCAACUUGGUAUUUUAAUCCAUCGAAAAGCGGCAGUUUAACGGGCGAGGAGGAAAUAGUAAUCCCGCAUGUUCUAAUUCUGAGCAUAGUCAAACUCACCCUGCAGCAACAACCGGCAGCUAUAGGAAUCCUCAAUAAGGCUGUGGAUAGUAUUUUCAAGAAACCUAAGUCCGUCUUCGUGAGAGCGAAAGCGAGAGAAAUACUUUUCGAUGGUAUACCGGUUGAUUGUACAGUGAAGGAUUUCGCUUCUACCGCCAUCUGUAACGCUUUGAAAGAGAAUGCCGACGCUUUAAUUCCUGAUGGACCGGGACGUUAUUUGUUCGCUUUAUUUGGCCCUAAAAAUGGCACAGUCCUUCCUGACCGUAUACGAGUUAUGCGAGGAAUAAAAAAUUACAAGGACGUUGGACGAGUGACCGAAGUCAAUGGAAAAACAGCAUUGGAUAUUUGGUCCGCAGACCAUUGCAACCAGUUCAAUGGCACAGACUCGACAAUCUUCGCGCCAUUGCUCACGGAAAAAGAUGAUAUCGUUUCCUUUUCUCCAGACAUUUGUAGAAGCUUGGGUGCCCGUUUUGAUCACAAAACUAAAGUCAAAGGUAUCAAUACGUUUCAUUAUACAGCUGAUUUAGGAGAUAUGAGUACAAAUCCCUUGGAAAAGUGUUUUUGCCCAACCCCAGAAACCUGUUUAACAAAGAACCUGCUAGAUCUGACCAAAUGCGUAGGUGCUCCACUUAUCGCUUCUCUACCACAUUUUCUUGGAUCAGAAGAAAAAUAUUGUCAAAUGGUUCAGGGACUUCAUCCGAACGAGGAAGAUCAUGGCAUUGCUAUGGACUUUGAACCAAUGACAGCCACUCCUUUAAGCGCGCACAAGAGGCUACAAUUUAAUAUAGCCCUUCAUAAGGUGGAAAAAUUCAAGUUGAUGAAAAACUUCCCAGAGUGUCUGUUUCCAGUAUUCUGGGUCGAGGAGGGAAUACUACUCGAUGACGAGUUUGUGAAAAAACUGAAAACCGUAUUCAAAACAAUAAGCAUAGUCGGAUUCCUGAAGUGGCUGACAAUAAUUAGUGGGAUUUGCAUUAGUGCAGCAGCUGCCGCGAUGUUCUUCAAGAAUAAAGACAAAGGUUCACUCGAUAUCACAAAAGUAACACCGCAUUCGCAGAACGGAAAAGGUGAAGAACAAAAAAAGUGGCCGAAUCAAAUGAAUAUCAGUACGAUACAGAGUGCAGCUGUACCGCCUAAUCUAGAUGCGAAUUAA